AUGGAAGAAAAGAUGAAAAAACGGGAGGAUUGCCCACUUGAUGGGUCCACUGACAGGCACAACUAUCCUGCAGUCCGAGGAAGAACAGGAACUUGGACUGCUGGAAAUCUUAUCCUAGUGAAUCAUGGGCUAGCCACGUUGGCAUUUUAUGGGGUAGCAGUGAAUCUGGUGCUGUUUCUGACGAGGGUUAUGGGACAAGACAACGCAGACGCAGCUAACAGCGUUAGCCAGUGGACAGGAACUGUCUACAUGUGUUCUCUUGUUGGAGCCUUUCUCAGUGACUCUUACUGGGGAAGGUAUACAACUUGUGUGGUCUUCCAAGCCAUCUUUGUUCUUGGUUUGGGGCUACUAUCACUCACAUCCUACAUGUUUUUACUAAAACCUAGGGGUUGUGGAGAUGAACACUUUAAUUGUGGAUCUCAUUUGCCAUAUCACAAAGCUUUUUUCUACCUCUCAAUAUACCUAAUAGCCCUAGGAUAUGGAGGAUACGAACCCAACAUUGCCACGUUUGGUGCAGAUCAGUUUGAUGAAGGAAACCCAGAAGAAGGACACUCGAGGACAGAAUUUUUCAGCUACUUCUACUUUGCUCUCAAUAUUGGAUCGCUCUUCUCCGACACAGUAUUGGGUUACUUUGAGAAUGAAGCUAUGUGGACUCUAGGGUUUUGGGCCUCAACAGGAUCUGCUAGUCUUGCUUUGAUCUUGUUCCUUUAUGGCACUACGAGGUACAGGUACUUUAAACCAGGUGGAAAUCCUAUUCCUAGAUUUUGUCAAGUCCUUGUUGCAGCAACAAGAAAAUGGAAGGUCAAGGUUGUAUCUGGGGAAGACAAUCUUUUUGAAGUUGAAGAAUGUUCUAAUGAAGGAAGAAAGAUAUUGCACACUGGAGGAUUUAGAUUCUUGGAUAAAGCAGCGUUACCUGAAGAGUUCAGCAAGAUGGGCAAAGAUAACUUUAAUAAUCCGUGGCAUCUUUGCACUGUGACUCAAGUAGAGGAAGUGAAAUGCAUACUAAGACUAAUCCCAAUUUGGCUAUGCACCAUAUUAUACUCAGUUGUUUUCACUCAAAUGUCAUCACUAUUUGUAGAACAAGGUGCUGCAAUGGACACCUACCAAAUUUCAUCUUUCAAAAUUCCUCCAGCAAGCAUGUCUAUAUUCAAUAUUCUAAGCGCCUUGGCUUUCAUCUUCUUUUACCAGCAAGUUCUUAACCCUUUCAUUGCCCAAACAAUGAACAACAAAGGACUCACAGAGCUUCAAAGGAUGGGAAUAGGGCUCAUCAUAGCAAUGAUGGCCAUGGUUUCAGCAGGAGUGGUAGAGCAUUUGAGGUUAAAAAAUGCUAGAGAUGAAGAAUCAAGUGCACUGAGCAUCUUUUGGCAGACACCACAGUAUGUACUUAUAGGAGCUUCAGAGGUAUUUAUGUAUGUUGGUCAAUUAGAGUUCUUCAAUGGGCAGGCACCUGAUGGAUUAAGGAGCUUUGGAAGUGCACUUUACAUGACCUCAAUGGCACUAGGAAACUAUGUAAGUAGUUUGAUUGUUGCUAUUGUUGUGAAGAUUUCUCAGAGAGGUGAGAGCCUAGGAUGGAUCCCUGGAAAUCUUGACAAGGGACAUUUGGACAAGUUCUAUUUUCUUUUGGCAGUAUUGGUUGUAGCAAACCUUGCAAUUUACAUUGCUUGUGCUAAGUGGUAUGAACCUAUUAAAUUUGAAGAGAGGAAUGAAGAAGAAGACAAUAGCAAAAUCAUCAACUUAGAGCCUAGGGUUUAA
Molecule: messenger RNA, 1752 nt
Organism: Neltuma alba
Lineage: Eukaryota; Viridiplantae; Streptophyta; Magnoliopsida; Fabales; Fabaceae
Product: protein NRT1/ PTR FAMILY 7.3-like
Exons: 4
Coding region: 1-1752 (583 amino acids)
Biological process (GO): transmembrane transport
Cellular component (GO): membrane
Molecular function (GO): transmembrane transporter activity
Source: RefSeq, a predicted model, not a curated record